AAUAACCACUGGAACGCACUGUACAUACAUGCAAAUUCUGCCAGAGUUUUUGUGUGCGACCCAUCACCAGCAUCCAAUGAACACAAGGACUCAUGUGUUGCUGCCCAGAGAAUACGAUGGCCAUAGCAGUGAUGGAAGCUUUCCCAGACGUUCCGACAAUACAAUUCGACACAACAAAGAGAGCCAUGGCAGAAGCGAGAAGAUUUAUGGCUCUCCAAGUCCUCAAAGCGUCAGUCUUUGAAAAUGAAUGCGGCAUGUGUGGAACGGACAAGGCCCCUGGGAACGCGGCUUCUUACACAGACUGGAUCCAGUGCGACGCAUGUGACCGUUGGUUUCAUGCUCUUUGUCUCAACAUGGUGAAGGCAACAUUGGACAGCUUAAAAAAACAAAAAUGGCUUUGUGUUUUGUGUGAAUAA
Molecule: messenger RNA, 416 nt
Organism: Neoarius graeffei (lesser salmon catfish)
Lineage: Eukaryota; Metazoa; Chordata; Actinopteri; Siluriformes; Ariidae
Exons: 5
Coding region: 93-416 (107 amino acids)
Source: RefSeq, a predicted model, not a curated record